AUGUCUGCCAAUGUGCAGACCAUUCUAAUUUUCAUACUCGGCAUCUCUGCAGCCCUCAGAGAUGAAUCCUUUCAUUUGCUAGACGUCCCUGGCGAAGCUCCGUGCCCAGAAGCGAAGAGGGUGACAGAGCCUCCAUUUCCAACACGGUUCGAAAUUCCCAGUGACCGGGCGAAGUUGUUGAAUUUCUUCGACACCUGGACCUUGAAGGAGAGCUCCAGUUGUGCAGGUAAUCCGGUCUGUGAGGUGGCCGUGGCCCCAAGGUUCAAUGCCUCAGCCCCACUGCAGUCCACCGCAUAUAUCACGGCCAGAGCCACCUGCACCCGCUUGGAACAAUCUCGGCAGCUAUUUCUUUGCACCCAGAAUGGCACUGACGCAUGUCUAGCAGCAGUUCGCUUUCCACCCCGGCCAUGGAAGUUGCGAAUUCUUGCUAGCCCCUUCAUCUCUGCAACAAGGAUGCAACGAAUGGACUCCGUGCACAAUUUCGUGCAAGACCUUCUGGAGGUUCUCGUCUUCUUGACUGUGUUGGCCACUCUGGGUGUCAUGGGCUGGCUGCUGCGGGAGAUCAUUCUGAACAGGAGGAAACGCAGUGAUGACGGAGGUGAAGACAAGACAGAUCCGCAUUUGGUGGUGCCAUCGAGCCUGGAUAUCAUGUUUGAGGGUAUGCUGGACGCUGUUUGCUUCAUCAUUGGAUGUGGCUUGCUUCUUCUUGCGGCCUCCACCUUCCUGCAGAAGUUUGCCUUUGGCAACAACCCUGCAGAUAUGCUUCUCUUGUGCUACCCGCUGAUUUUUGGACCUUUUGCACUUCUUCGCAUUUUCAUGUGCUUCAACCGUCGGCUUCUCUACCACAACCUGUUCCUGAAAGGCGUCAUGAUAGACUUCAGCACGGCCGCUUCACGCAGCGAUUUCCUCUUGUCCUACACCUACCUGGGCUUUGCUGUUGCAGUGGCCGUCUUGUUGUUUGAUGCCUUAAGCUGUGUGCAUGAUCGCAUCAUUGGGUGGAAGGCCAUGGCCAUUCAGACUGUGGUCUUCACUUCGCCGCUGUACUACAUGGUAUCCUCCUUGUUGAAUUCUUUGAGGUUGGAGCAGGAGGCCAUCAACCGGAUGUGCAUGCAGAAGUUGGAGCAGGGCUCUGAUGCGGAACGUGUGGAGCCGUCCUCGGAGCAUAAGUUGACCCCCAUCUCUGAGGGCAUCUUCUGCCGUGCUGCCCGGGAAAGACAGGAUUUGAAUGCUUGCAUCGAAUUGGCACGAUUUGAGGAGACGGCAGAACGUCAAAGGUCUGCCGCAUCAUUCGCAGCGCUCGAGGGCGGCCAGGAUGAGGAUGACGCGGAUGACGACGCCGAGACAGAAUCGGAUUACUUCAAAACGAUGGACAUGUUUUGGGUACCUCGUUUGGUCUCUGGACAUUCAAAUUCGAUCUCACUUUUGCUCGUUGUGUCUAUGCCCGUUGUGACCCUGCUGGCAAUGCUCUUGUGCUUAGCCAGUUUGGCUUGGCUGAUUAAGCACCGCACGGAUGUGCCAGAGAUAGUAGGCUUGGUGACCGACGUGCCUGGAUUGGUUCCAAACUGGGACUUCGAAGUCAUGGACUAUGCCUUAUUUAUCCCCAAGCUUCAUGGAACCACCACACUAUCGGCCAGCUCUCAGCUUGAGCGAACGCAUCACAUGAAUGCCACGAUGUUUGAUGGAGACCUUCAGAUUGGGGAGACCAUCACCUCAACUUCAAGGCAGCUUACGCAGCACGUGCCGUUGAAACGGAAGAACUCCAGCUAUCCCACCAUCAUUCAAUUCCUGGCUGGUACGCUGAGCCAAGAACGGGUAUAUCAGAUUACUGCGCUUGAAAUUCAUAUUCUCGUCCGCAGCAUGCUUCUAACGGGGGUCACCAAAGACGGUUCGACAUAUGAAGUGUGCUAUCCGUUCAGAGGUUCUUGGAAGGGUCGAGCCAUUGCAAUCCCGCGGAAUUUGUCUUCGUUGCGGAUCGAAGCAGCAUUCCAGGAGUUUCACUUGGCCCUUCCUGUCAGCGAGAACCACUCCUCCAGCGAAUUUGUGACAGUCUUCAUGCACCUGGAUGAGGACCGCAUCACCAUCCCAGCUUAUAUGCGUGCAUACGCACAGCGAAGUUGUGCCACCCUGUGUGCCAGAAACUUCAAGUGCUAUGGCUACAAAGAUGUCCGCACAGGUUGCUACUUUGCCACUGGCCCCAGCGUGCCGGAGAUUUCGUGCAUGGAACUGCACCAGAGAAAAACUCGCCAGAACUCCCGGGUCCAAAUUUCAGCAAAGUUUUGCAAUACUCACGACGCUGACAACUGCGCUCAAAGUACUUCUCAGAAUCAGGUGGUCAAAGCUUCUCUGGACCAACAGGUGCUCACUUUUCCGAAGCUACCUUCAGUAAGUUCGAGCGGGAAAGCACGUUCGAGGGAGCGAGCAAGUGUCACGAUGCAAGCAUCCACUUCUCUGGGAUCGAUCCUCUAUCCAGACACCCCCUAUGAGGUCAACUUUAUUCGUGGCACACCGCUAGUGAAGAAGUUGGUGUACACAAAAGGCACCCUCCAAGAAACGAACGUUAAACCCGACGGCACCCAGACCUUUUUGCUCUCCUUGUCAUAUAAUCCGAACGACCUUUUGGGCAGCUUUUAUGUUUAUUUUGGCGUCAUUCUUGAAGAUUUCACUGAAUUCGAAGUUCAGUGGGAGGCACCCUUGCAGCUCGUAAACCUUUCAAGGCAGUCAGUCUAUUUCAGGCGUCUUUGCGAACCUGCUUUUUACGACUUUUCCUGCUGCGGUGGCCAUGUGGAGACGUACGUUGUGAAGGCGGAGAUCGACAAAUGGGUUCCCAAGCAAAUCCUGCGCGGGAAAGUCGUCUCCAAGUCCCAUCCUUCACUCUUCAGGCCUGGCUUUGUGGAGAUUGACUUGGUCUUUGAAGGAGGUGGGAUUACGCCGCUGCAAUCCAUCAUCCGCAAAGAUUGCAUGGUGGCUAUCUGUCGUGGACAACCUGGGGUUCUGGAUGCCUGCUUGAACAGUACAGCAGAGAAUUGCACAGAUCUCAGUUUGUGCAAAGAACGGUGUGUGAGCCAUUCCAUGGACAAGUGCGUUGACAAAGCCGGGAUGCCAUCGAUGGACUCGGAGAGACGGGGUGACCUGGGCUACAUUUCCAAUGUGGCGAAUGACUUGCUUCCAGAGGCCCUGGCCAGCAAGCGCGAGUUCUUGCGCUGGCUAGACAUCGAAAUUUGGGAGAGCUCCCAGAAAUACUUCACGCAGGAUGCAGCUCUGCUGAAACCCGGAAACUUACUAUCCCCGAUGUGA
Molecule: messenger RNA, 3294 nt
Organism: Cladocopium goreaui
Lineage: Eukaryota; Dinophyceae; Suessiales; Symbiodiniaceae
Source: the annotation of a GenBank genome assembly